CAGUGAACUCCUUCGUCUAAUUCCUAAAGAUACAUGCUGCCUUAUGGCGUUGCGUUGGGGUUCGCCCAUUUCCCAACUCGGGACUACGUAACUUAAUGAACUAACCGCAUGUUUUAGUUGAAUUUUGUAUUGGUAAGAUCUUUCUUAAUCCUUCAGAGUGCGUAUAUCGUCAACAUCAACCGGACGCGUAACUGAAGCGGCUGGUGUUUUGCGUCCUAACUGUAAAGCCGGUCUGUGCUGGCCACUCUAGCAACACCUCCAUGGCCUUCAUGUCCUCGGCCUCGCUUAUCCCUCCUCCCCCUAUCAACACUCAGCAGCCCGGUGUAAUUACAUCGCUACUGUACAGCGGUUCCAAAUUCCGUGGAUAUCAGAAGAGCAAAGGGAAUUCCUAUGACGUUGAGGUUGUUUUGCAGCAUGUCACCAUAGAAGAUUCUUAUUUAUGUGGGUACCUGAAGAUUAAAGGACUAACAGAGGAGUACCCAAUGCUGACGACAUUCUUUGCUGGGGAGAUCAUCAGUAUGAAGCGUCCGUUCUUGACGCGGAAGUGGGAUGCCGAUGAAGAUGUAGAUCGGAAACACUGGGGUAAGUUCCAGGCAUUUUACCAGUACGCAAAAACCUUCAACUCGGACGACUUUGACUAUGAGGAGCUUAAGAACAGUGACUACAUCUUCAUGAGAUGGAAGGAGCAAUUCCUGGUUCCAGAUCACACAAUCAAAGACAUCAGUGGUGCAUCAUUUGCUGGCUUCUACUACAUCUGUUUCCAGAAAUCCACCGCCACCAUAGAGGGUUACUACUACCACAGAAGUUCAGAAUGGUAUCAGUCACUGAACCUCACCCAUGUCCCCGAACACAGCGCGGCCAUCUACGAAUUCCGGUGACCCCGGCUGGCCUGUUGGCUUCUCCAGCACAGACUGACUCGAGGCUGCGGCCUCUUAGGGACUCUUGACCGAGGCCGAGGAGGAGGCGGAAGAGGAGGAGGAGGAGUACUACUGGAGUUUUAGCUACCCGAUGCAGCAUGACAACGCACCGUCUGAGACUGUUUUUUUAUGUAAAGGACGACGGACAGACAGACAGACAGAGAGUCUGGGCUGGCCGUGGAAACAUGCCAGUGUGGAGCUCUGAUCUGCAGCGUCUCUCUCGCUGGCAGCAGAGAUGGGCAGCAGGUGGCGCAGUGUGUGACUGGCUUCCUCGUGUGGUUUUAAACGUUUUUUUGUUGUGUUUUUUUUUUUUUUUUUUUUUAAGCUGAAGCUGUUUUUUUUCUUCUUCUUCUUCUGGAAAACUCUUCAUUGCUGUGGCUUGUGCUCGUCGACUCCUGUACAACAACAAGAGCUGAGGGGUUGCCUCAGACUUUGCCGGCGGCUGGAGUGAACUCUUAUUUACUUUUAGCUCAAUGAAAGACUGUGUUGGCACACUUCCUAUUGUCCCAUGAUCCUGUGUGCCUGCCGGGCUUCCGGGCCCCUAGAGAUAGAGAUUGAUUAUGUUAAGGAUUGUCAGGGGAGGGAGGCCUAGUGGUUUCAUUGAUAUUUGACAGUAUUUUUUUGCUAAGGACUCAGCAUUGUGUUGGCACGAUUAUGAAAGAGAGACAAUGAUAAGAUAUGUGGAAUGAGCUCUGACUGAUUAUACAAGAUCAAUAUUGUGUGUGUAUGUGAGUGUGUGCGUACAUGCUUGUGUGUGUGUGUGUGUGUGAAAGAGUGAGCAAAAGAGAGAUGGAGAGAGAGAAUGAUGGAGAGAAAGAGAGAGAUAUAAGUAGAGAUGGUGUAAGAUAAUUGGGGGAGUGAGUAGGUGUGAGGGUCUGCAAUGCAGUUGAGAGAUGUUGUGUAGCUGCUAAAAGCCAAUGACAUUGUGCUUUUUACGACACCUUUCUUCAGCUCAUGGCUUUUGCUCCGUUUACCCCUUACUCCGUUUUCAUUUUGUACAAAAAAAAAGAAAAAUAUUCUCACACAUCUCCUCCUAACAUUUCUAACUAUGCAACAUAGCAGUAGCUUUCUGCCUCCACGUCAAAGAGUUUCAUAGAUACUUCACAGCGAGAUUUUAUUAUGUAAAGAGUAGUAUUCAAAUGUCUUACCUUUACUCACAUGAAAAGAGAUAUUUUGUCUACUUGCCUUUGAAAGCACCAGUUUGCCACUGAGCUUAUCCUACUAAAGGUGCCAUGUUAUUAAAACUCUCUCCAAAUGAGAAAUAAAGAAGAAUGUGUGGUUGAGUGUGUGGUUGUGUGCGUGAUGUGUGUUGUGCGAGCUUGAUCCUAGAGUUGUGUGGAAAAGAAUGAGAGAAAGAACAAAAAAAGCUAUAUGGAGUAAAAACAAUAUCUAAACACA
Messenger RNA from Alosa alosa (allis shad), 2315 nucleotides. RefSeq names its product GID complex subunit 4 homolog (gene gid4). The record is from RefSeq and is a predicted model, not a curated record. The transcript has 6 exons. Gene Ontology annotation, cellular component: extrinsic component of membrane; GID complex. Bases 261 to 878 code for a protein of 205 amino acids. Gene Ontology annotation, biological process: negative regulation of gluconeogenesis; protein targeting to vacuole; proteasome-mediated ubiquitin-dependent protein catabolic process. NCBI's taxonomy places the organism in Eukaryota, Metazoa, Chordata, Actinopteri, Clupeiformes, Clupeidae.